This is a messenger RNA of Ooceraea biroi (clonal raider ant), 1181 nucleotides long. RefSeq names its product ubiquinone biosynthesis O-methyltransferase, mitochondrial. Lineage: Eukaryota; Metazoa; Arthropoda; Insecta; Hymenoptera; Formicidae. Gene Ontology annotation, biological process: ubiquinone biosynthetic process. Gene Ontology annotation, cellular component: mitochondrion. The record is from RefSeq and is a predicted model, not a curated record. Gene Ontology annotation, molecular function: polyprenyldihydroxybenzoate methyltransferase activity; 3-demethylubiquinol 3-O-methyltransferase activity.
UAUAGUGCAUCAUAUUAAGUUUUUUUGUGCACCUCCUGCUGAUAUUAUAUCAUGCUGCUACUUAUUUUUAUCCAUAAACGUGGUGGCUACAUUAGAGGAAAGUGUUAAAUGCGUUAACAUAAUGGCCAACGCGAUUUCGACAGUGGAUCCGAAGGAGAUCGAUCAUUACUCUGCUUGGAAGAAUUCAUGGUGGGAUGAAAACCAAGGAAAACCAAGGUUACUUCACACAUUUAAUCCCGCCAGAGUAGAAUUCGUUAGAAAAGGUUUGGCCAAUACUGGUUUCAUAUCACAGAACCUAGCUUUUCCGUUGAACGGAAUCAAAAUCGCGGAUGUUGGCUGUGGUGGUGGUAUAUUGACCGAGUCUCUGGCUAGAGCAGGAGCACAGAUGGCUGGAAUUGAUGCAGCUACAGAUUUGAUUGAUAUUGCUAAAGAGCAUGUGCAACUGGAUCCUACUAUAUCGGAUCGAGUUAAUUAUUUCUGCACAACUAUAGAAGAGUUUUCUCAGAAUAAUAAAGAAUCAUACGACGCUGUUGUAGCUUCUGAGGUUGUGGAACACGUGACAGAUCCUGAGUUGUUUCUAAAGGAAUGCGUAAAGAUUCUGAAACCCGGCGGAUCAAUUUUCGUGACCACAAUAAACAAAACUCUGGCGUCUUGGUUGGGUGCUAUUAUAAUAGCAGAAUAUAUCUGGAAAAGUGUACCUUGUGGCAGUCAUCAGUGGAGUAAGUUUAUCGCCCCUGAUGAAAUUGAACGAAUUUUAGAAAAAUAUGACUGCAAAACAAAAUUAAGUGAGGGUAUAGUAUUCAAUCCCCUGUCGUAUACUUUCUCUCUCUCCUCAUAUAAAGGGAUUAAUUAUGCAGUUCAUGCAGUUAAGAAAAAGAAGAUUGACGCAUAACUAAAUCGAUUGACAAUUAUGGCUACUCUUGUUUGUGUCAGGGACUUUAGUGUGUAUGUGCGUCUACUAAGGAUCACAUUAUUAUAUAGAAAAAGUACAUAUUAAACUCGCGCUUUAUAACUCGGGGUGGUAUCCAUAUAUUUAUAACAAUAAAUAAGGUGGAAUAAAAAAAGGUGGAAGUAUGUAUACGACUGUUAUAUGGUAUGAAAACAAUGCGUUUUAUUAUAACAAACUUAGUUUAUCCAGAAAAAUGGUACCUUGUAAUACAGUAUUAAUGCUGAGGAAAGGA